AGAGGCUGUUCCAGGGAGGAAGCAGUUGAGAGGUGACAGCUGUGGCGGCUGGACGCACACAGUUCUUCUCCUCGUGUUGACGCUCACCGCCCUUAAUGAGCCCAUCAUAAAGCUCCUGACUACAUAAACUUGACUUCAGAGAGUAAACUAUUUGUCAGCCCAGGUAGUUACCGGUAUUCCGCUUAUAUAGUCAUCGACGGACACUAGGAAAAGAGUGGAUACCUGGAGUUUCACUAGUUUAGGUCCAUCACUCGGAGGCGACAGACAAAGUUGUGGGCGUGGCGGCUAGUGCUGCUGGUGUUGUCCGCUCUCUAUGCCGCCUACUUCAUCGCUGUCCUCACUAUACCCACCAAAAUACAGGAGGAGAGUUACUGGUGUCGGGGGGACGGGUUCCUCAUCCUCAUCACUGUCAUCGGUGUCAUCGGUCUCCUCUACUUCAAGGUGGUGAAGCCGUUGUGGGGACGUGUGCUGUUCGACAAAGUCAUCACGCCGCUGGAGGGUGUGUGCAGCAAGCUGUGGCGGAACAAGUGGGUGAGAUGGGGAGUGUACGUGGGGCUGGUGGGCUCCGUGGUCACCUUCCUGGUGGUGGACUCGAGGGAUGCCCCGCGCCGUCUUGUCUCUCUCUUCGGUAUCUUCGUCCUCCUGCUCUUCGGCUUCGUGUUCUCGGUGGCUCCUCGCAAGAUCCGCUGGCGCCAUGUGGCGUGGGGCAUGGGGCUGCAGUUCCUGCUGGGUCUGGCUAUACUGAGGUGGUCGCUUGGGAGGGCGGUGUUCCAGUGUGCCGGAGACAAGGUUUCCGCCUUCUUGGCCUUCACGGACGCUGGCUCCUCCUUCGUCUUCGGUACGCUGGUCUCAAAAGACCAUAUAUUCGCCUUUCAGGUGCUGUCGGUGAUCCUGUUCUUCAGCUUCUGCAUCCAGAUCCUGUACUACUGGGGCGUGAUGCAGUGGGUGGUGCUGAAGCUGGGCUGGCUCCUGCAGGUCACCGUCGGCACCACCGCCUGUGAGAGCGUCAACGCCGCUGCCAACAUCUUCUUGGGCCAGACCGAGGCCCCACUGCUGAUCAAGCCGUUCAUUCGGCUGAUGACCAAGUCGGAGCUCCACGCCGUCAUGACCGGAGGCUUCGCCACCAUCGCCGGCUCUGUCCUCGCUGCUUACAUCUCCUUCGGCGUCGACCCCGUCCACCUGCUCUCCGCCUCCGUCAUGAGCGCCCCGGCAGCCCUCGCCUUCUCCAAACUCUUCUACCCGGAGACCAAACAGUCCAGGACCGGCGUUAAGGACAUCAAGAUUGAGAAAGGAGACGAGGCCAACUGGUUACAUGCAGCUAUGGUGGGAGUGACCAACGCCAUCCCUUUGGUGGCCAAUAUUGCUGCCAACCUUAUCGCCUUCUACGCCUUCAUAGCCCUCUGCAGCAGUGUCUUUGACUGGUCCUGUACUCUAGCUGGAUCUGAGCCCGGAGUCUGCUCACUCGAGAGUCUGUUCGGGUGGAUCUUCAUGCCGCUGGCGUGGGUAAUGGGAGUGGAGUGGUCAGAGUGUGACAAGGUCGGCCAACUCAUCGGCAUCAAGACCAUCGUGAAUGAGUUCGUGGCUUACUCCAGACUGGCAGAGAUGAAGAAGAGGGAGGAGUUGUCGAAACGAGCAGAAAUCAUCGCGACGUACGCCCUGUGCGGCUUCAGCAACAUCAGCGCAAUCGGCAUCAACCUGGGUGGGUUCGGUGCCAUGGCCCCCGAGCGGAAGGCGGACCUGGCCAAGGUGGUGGUGAGAGCCAUGAUCGCCGGCAGCUGCGCCUGCUUCCUCACUGCCUGUGUUGCUGGUUCUCUGCUGGAAGACAUUGGCAGGAGAGACAAUAUAACCGAGGCAGUCAACGCUACUCAGGUCUUCUGAAUACCUUGUUUAAAUAUAUAUAGUGUAUAUAUUCCCGGCGUGUCCAGAUUAGCUUUGAGGUUCCCUCACUGUGUACUGGUUUGUUCAUGUCAGUAUUCGUUACAAAAAUAUGGAAACCGUAAUCUUAUUCCAACCAGUACAUAGUAGGCUAUAUAUAUUUAUAUAAUAUAUAUA
Molecule: messenger RNA, 2052 nt
Organism: Procambarus clarkii (red swamp crayfish)
Lineage: Eukaryota; Metazoa; Arthropoda; Malacostraca; Decapoda; Cambaridae
Source: RefSeq, a predicted model, not a curated record